Molecule: messenger RNA, 3809 nt
Organism: Megalobrama amblycephala (Wuchang bream)
Lineage: Eukaryota; Metazoa; Chordata; Actinopteri; Cypriniformes; Xenocyprididae
Gene: ptafr
Product: platelet-activating factor receptor
Exons: 2
Coding region: 170-1246 (358 amino acids)
Biological process (GO): G protein-coupled receptor signaling pathway; chemotaxis
Cellular component (GO): membrane
Molecular function (GO): G protein-coupled purinergic nucleotide receptor activity; platelet activating factor receptor activity
Source: RefSeq, a predicted model, not a curated record
UAAUUCAUAGUAAAUACAUCACAAAGUUCUCUGGAAGGAAUUGGGGAAAAUAGGAAGCGACUGUGGAGGUGUGACUGCGCGUUAAAUACGAGGAGCUAAGCUGAAGGCGUUUACUCUGAGAGAACAGCGCGCGAUCAUAACAUUCACUGGGAGUUACAAGAUACACAAGAUGACGACUACUGCAGCCAUGUUGAGCACUGGAAAUGGCAGCCAAGAGAAUCAAACAAACAAAUUCAUUGACUCAGAGUUUCGUUACACUCUCUUUCCUAUAUUCUAUGGCAUGGUCUUUAUCUUGGGGUUGCUGGCCAACCUCUACGCUCUUUAUGUGUUGCACUAUAUGCGGGAGUCUAAAGCUAUGAAUGAGAUUCGAAUCUACAUGACCAACCUGACUGUUGCAGACCUUCUGUUCGUGUCCGCUCUACCUUUCUGGAUUGGCUACUACGCGAAUCACGGUGACUGGAAGUACUCGGAUGCCCUCUGCCGUAUCACAGGCUCAUUUUUCUUCAUUAACACAUACUGCUCCGUUCUCUUCCUUACUGUCAUCAGCAUUAACCGUUACUGGGCUGUUACCAGGCCACUGGUGGCUGCCUCUUCUGACUGCUGGAAACGUGGAGCAAUCGUCUCAGCGUUCAUCUGGGUCAUCACUCUUGGCGCAUCGGUUAAAUACCUCAUUGAGCCGGGAAUCCAGAGUGAUAAUAAUAACACAAUUCAUCGCUGUUUCGAGGGUUAUCACUACACGGAUCACUCUAAUAGAAAAGCAGUGGCCAUCACCCACUUCAUCAUUAUUGGCUUGUUCUUUCUUGUUUUCACAGUGGUGAUUGUCUGCAACGUCUUGAUCGCUCGAGCUCUUCUGUCCCAACCCAUCAGUCAGCCUCGAGCCAGCACGGGAAAGCGUCCCGGUGGUACCAAGCGCAGAGCUUUGAGGAUGUUGUGUGGUGUCGUGGGUGUCUUUGUGAUCUGUUUCCUGCCCCAUCAUGUGGUGCAGGGUCCCUGGACUUUGUCCGUGCUGAAGCUGAAUGAUUGGAGCGUGGAGACUCACCAAAGCUUCAACGAUGCUCACCAGAUCACUCUCAUGCUUAUGGGGAUCAACUGCCUCCUGGACCCGCUGGUUUAUUGCUUCGCCACCACAAAGUUCCGCAAGUACAUCCAGGGUCAUUUCACAAGGGUCAAGAAUAACAAGCACUGCUCGCGCAACACAUUAAGCACGGCUAUGUCACUGAAGAGCAGACAUCAGAGUGAAUUAUGAAUGCUGUCGAAGAGCAGAACACAUAUAACGCAGCAACACACUGAUACAUAUGUGGUGUUCAUUUUAAUCAGUUAGAGUCUUAUUCUGAAUCUUUCAUACUUGAGCAGAAUUUAAUUUCAAUUCAAAAUUAGGUUUGUUUCACCAAAAAAUGAAAAAUCUGCUUGUCAUUCUGAAUCUGUAUGACUUUCUUCUGUGGAACACAAAUUUUGGGUUUAGUUAAAUCAGAAACGGUUAUAAUAAGAUUAUUUAAAAAUGUUUCAAUGUUUCUACAAUGAAAAGAAAGUCAGUGGUAUCCAAAGAAAGUAAUGGAGCUGGGUAAAUAAUUAGCAGAAUUUUAAUGCAACCAAAGGAUUGAUAUUUGAAAUUAGAUGUUCAUCUAUCAAUUGCUGCCACUGCUAGGCAACUCCUUCAAACUAUAGAAUAUUUCAAGCAUGAUUAUUCAACACGUACUGAUAAAUGCUUUAUAUACUGAAACAUUAAGCAUUUAUAAUGUGAUUCCAUAUUGUCAUAUUGUCUCUUAAAGAGACAAUCCACCCCAAAAUGAAAUGUUUGUCACCAAUUACUUACCUUGAUGCCAUUCCAAACUUUUAUGACUUUCUUUCUUCUGAGGAACACAAAAGAUGAGAUUUUGAAAGUCAGUGGCAUUCAAACAGCUCUGGACCUCAUUGAUUUGGACAGAAAACACUGAAACACUGAAACUCAAAAUAUUUUUUUAUAUACCCCAGAGAAAAGUCAUGUAAGUUUGUAACAACAUUAGGGUGUGAGUAAAUGUUUAAUCUUGUGUAGGCGGAAUUGACCUAAAUGUAUAUGUGUCAAACAAACACUUUAUCUAAUUCUCGGUAAAGAUGCUGUGGUGUUCGUUCUUGUUGUCAUAUAAGGAGAUAGUUUUCUGUAGAAUGAAGAAGACAAAUGAGUUAAGAGGAUGCUGCUGGUUAAUCUGACUGAAAUGUGAGGUGAUAAGCUGAUAAGAACAGAAGAAAUAUUUUUUUUUUCUUUAAGACAUAAUAGCCCCUUUCACUCAAAACAGUCUUUACUGAUAAAAUAAUGAUAAAUUAACAAUAAGAAAUCAUGUGUGAAUGGGACUUUUUAAAAAAUAUUGGUAAUUUUCUGGCAAUUUUAUGAGAUAUAUAUGAGAAGUUGUAACAUUAUCAAAAAAUUACCGGCAUGAUAAUGUGUGUGAACAAAAAAUAUGAUUGCCGGUAUGAGCAUGUGCGAGUGUUGACGUGAGAAGUCUGCUUUGGGCCAAUCAUAACGCAUUUAGCUCUGCUGCUUUUAAUUGUUUUUCAAUGUAAACGUGCUAGUUGGACGUCUGAAAGCGCCUCACGCUCGAGACCCUGCCUUCAUUUCUAUUCAUCAGCACUGUGGCUCUGCAGUCACUUUUUCGUACUAUCAAAUACUGCCUUACUUGUUAUGAAGUAGUUCUGAGGAGCAUUUCUGUGGUUUAGGUUUUGUCACACAGGCAAUCUUCAUAUUCUUUUGCAAUGAUAUGUUUUCCAAAAUGGGGAACUUGAGCCACACACACCCAUGGGAAAUGUGCAUGUACUGCCCUGUUCUUGCCUACAUCCAAUGAAGUUAAAUUUGUUAACAUUACAGCUCAAUAGUAUAUUCAUAAAUUAACAUGAAUCUAGAUCAAUCAAUUCAAUACUGUAAAAACUUUCCAUUGUUUAUGGUACCUAAUGCAUUAAUGUUUAACAAUUGAAAUGUAUUAUAACAAAAUGACUGUAUGACAUAAAAGUAUUUGUUUUCAUAAAAGAAGUUUAGUGAUAAUAAUUCUUCCAAUUAUGAACUGUAGGUUUAUUGACUUGUACUUUGUUCUUAAUUGUAAAUCUAUGAACUGCUGAAGAUCAUUUUAUCCACUUGUAGUGCCACGAUGUUAUUUAUUUAACAGGAUGUGAUAUUUUUUUUUCUGAAGAUAUCUGUUUUAUAUGUAUGGUUUACAUUUAAUGUAUUGCAAAAACAGACUUUUAUGAAAAUGUUUAAAUUCCCAGUAAUGUCUUGGCAUUCUUUAUUAAUUAAUAUGGUGUGUGUGUGUGUGUGUCUAAGAGUUUUAUGGUGGCAUUUUAGACAUUUAUUUGAUGCUCAGCGAUGUUCACAGUUGUCUCCUUGUGGUUUAACACAUUUUAAAAUAGCAUAAUGCUUGUAUUACAGCUGCUUCUGAAGAAUCUUUCUUAAAAAAAAACUUCUGCAUUAAGCAGGAAGUUUGGCAAGAAACUGUUAUGUGUGCUUUAAGUUGUAAAGAGAUUGUUAAUUCAAAACUAAUAGUUGACAUUUACUCAUCUUCACUUUGUUGCAAACCCGUAUGAAUUUCUUCUGUAGUACAUGAAGGAGAUGUUAUGCAACAAUAGGGACCUGGGUUUUUGUCAAGUGAAUGAGUAACCUGUUCAUCUCUUCACUAGAAAAGAAGAAGAGUGAAGGACAGUUGUGAAAGACUAUUGGUCCCACAUUCUACAGAUACUAAAGUACAGCAAGUGUUUUAUAUUUAUUCAAAUGAUUAUUGAUGUUUGUUUACAUCACGUAAGGCUUAAUCUAUGCUGAAAAGGCUAAAUAAAAUCAUUAAACUGUU